AUGCCAGGGGAGACCAUUACAAUACAAGCAGGACAAUGUGGGAACCAAGUUGGUUUGCAGUACUGGCAACAAUUGGCCCUGGAACAUGGGAUAAACAAAGAUGGAACUCCAACACCGUAUCCACAACCACAGUCACAUAACGGCUCCUUUCCAGACUCUCAGCCAGACCUGCAAGAUUCAAAUUCCGGCAACACAACUAGCUCUAAGCGACUAUAUCGAGAAGAUCAUCCUGAGCUAUUCUUUACAUUUUCAGAUUCAAACACAUAUACUCCCCGUUCCGUACUAAUUGACCUUGAGCCUUCAGUUGUUACGAAAGCGCUAAGUACCUUGCCUAUGCUAAAUCCAAGGAGUACACAUGUAAGCGAUCACGGUAAUGGUGCUGCAAACAAUUGGUCAAAUGGAUACAAGUACGGUUCGGAGCAUAUCGAGAGCAUUUUAAAUCUAUUAGACAAGGAAGCAGACAAGUGUGACAACUUAUCCCAGUUCCAAUUGUUUCACAGUGUAGCGGGUGGUACCGGACUGGGAUGUGGCUCCAAGAUAUUAGAGGUGUUGCAAGAUAGAUAUACAAGCAAGAAAAUCAUCACAACCAAUUCAAUAUUUCCCUCCAAUGAAAAAACCAGUGACGUUGUGGUGCAACCUUACAACAGUUUGCUAACGUUACAGAGAUUGAUCGAGUUUAGCAAUGCAACGUUUGUAUUUCACAAUGAUGCAUUGAACACUAUUGAAAACACAGUGUUUAGCCAGAGGGGAUCGUUGCAAGAUCAAAGAUUGUCAGAUGCCACUUCAUUCCAGGGGACAAACAAACUUAUUGCAUUUGUUAGUGCGUCGGUGAGUAACCCCAUGCGGUUCCCCGGUUAUAUGUACAGCUCAAUUGAGUCAAUAGUGUCGAGCCUAGUCCCCACUCCGGAUUUGAAGUUUCUCACCACUUCAGUUGCACCUUUCAGUACCCAAUCCCACCACAACUACAUAAACGAGUAUGACAUGUUUCUAGAGUUGUCAGAUGACAGGUACAAGACCAGUGGAUGUGUGUCGACAACUUCUUCAUCCUUGGCGUCAUCGUCGGAGAUAGCCUACAUAAGUUUGAUGAACUACCUCAUAAGUGGAUCGAAAUUGGAUCGAAAUGAAAUACGCAAGGGAAUAUUGAAGGUGCAAGCACGUACCAAUUAUGUGCCUUGGACUUCGAGAUCGGUUGGGGUGGUGCAUGGUAAGAAAUCGCCAUUCGUAAAGGACACAAACCUCGAAGGUAUACAAAUAUCAAAUAAUACAUCUAUAAUAGAUGUGUUCAACAGGAUAUUAAGACAAUAUGAUCUCUUGGUUAAACGAAAAGCAUACUUGAGCACGUACACAGAGGACAACUCGGCCGAGGAAUUGGAGCGAGUGGUUGACAUGUUUAGCGAGUGCAAGGAAUCCGUGGUGAGAGUAAUUGACGAGUACAGUGCUUCCAGAGGCGUUAACUAUUUGGAGGAUGAUGACGUGGAGAUGGAUAUCUAG
Messenger RNA from Lodderomyces theae, 1491 nucleotides. RefSeq names its product gamma-tubulin (gene TUB4). Gene Ontology annotation, molecular function: structural constituent of cytoskeleton; GTP binding. The record is from RefSeq and is a predicted model, not a curated record. Gene Ontology annotation, biological process: microtubule nucleation; mitotic cell cycle; cytoplasmic microtubule organization. Lineage: Eukaryota; Fungi; Ascomycota; Pichiomycetes; Serinales; Debaryomycetaceae. Bases 1 to 1491 code for a protein of 496 amino acids. Gene Ontology annotation, cellular component: cytoplasm; nucleus; centrosome. The transcript has 2 exons.